AUGACGGAGUCGCGGCGCACGCGUAGGGUUCAGACCUUCGGCAGAAAGAAAACGGCGGUGGCUGUGGCUCUCUGCACGGAGGGGAAGGGGGUUAUAAGGAUCAACGGGGCCCCGCUGCACCUGCUGAAGCCUGAGGCACUCAGAGUAAAGGCCUGUGAAUCUAUACUCGUUCUAGGGAUGGAGAGGUUUGAGGGUAUAGAUAUCCGUGUGCGGGUUCGCGGCGGUGGUUUUGUCUCUCAAGUGUAUGCGGUUAGACAGGCGAUAGCCAAGGGUGUUGUCGCCUACCACCAGAAAUAUGUAGAUGAAGCAACAAAGAAAGAAAUACGCGAUGCUCUCGUUGCAUGCGAUCGAUCCCUCGUCGUCGCCGAUCCCCGCCGCUGCGAACCCAAAAAAUUUGGGGGCCCCGGGGCCCGCGCGCGCUACCAGAAGUCUUAUCGUUAG
Messenger RNA from Eimeria mitis, 441 nucleotides. Its product is annotated as 40S ribosomal protein S16, putative. The record is from RefSeq and is a predicted model, not a curated record. Bases 1 to 441 code for a protein of 146 amino acids. Gene Ontology annotation, molecular function: RNA binding; structural constituent of ribosome. Gene Ontology annotation, cellular component: ribosome; cytosolic small ribosomal subunit. The transcript has 3 exons. Gene Ontology annotation, biological process: maturation of SSU-rRNA from tricistronic rRNA transcript (SSU-rRNA, 5.8S rRNA, LSU-rRNA); translation. Lineage: Eukaryota; Apicomplexa; Conoidasida; Eucoccidiorida; Eimeriidae.